UUCUUACACUCUUAUUCAGAAUUUUAUUAUGUCAUGUUUGCAGAACAAAACAUUUUUAACUCUUUUAAGAUCACUUGGCAUUUUAUGCAAAAUUAUAACAGAACCAUAUUUUUUAAAAACAAAUGAAGUUGGAAACAUUUUAGAUAUGGGCUCUGUAUUUCAGAGAUUUUUAUAUGUUUUGGAUUUGUUUAUUGAAAAUCCAAAGUUGGCGUUGAAUAAUGAAGUUUCACUUUUUUAUGGUCCAUAUUUUUAUGAUGAGGUUUUUGAAUUUUUACUGAAGACUUCAUUAAAUGACGAUCUAACAUGUGUUUUUAUAAAGCGUAUUUGUACUGUUUUAAAAAACAAAGGUAGUAAACUUUUUAGUGAAUUUUUAAGUGGCGGCAAGUAUUUUAAUAUAACUACCACUGAUUUACCAGAAUGCGAGUCCUGUGAUACAAAUAACAUUUGCAUUGAAAGACUGAUGGGCCAGUUAGAUUUCAAAUUAAAAGCAUCGUCCACAUCAUCUUUAAACACUAUCGAAAGUUGCAUUUUAUAUACAAAUAAUAAAACAGACGAAUGGUUAAAAGACAAAGAUUUAAGUAAGCAAGAAGAAAUAAUAAAUAAUGCUCGCACAGAGAACAGGCUGUUUAUGCAAAAAGACAAGGAUAAGCAAGAAGAACUUUUUAUAAAACAAACCAAAAUUCUAGAGGAGAAAGAAAAGGAAGUGCAAAGAAAGAAAGAGAACCAGUCAAAACAAUUGGAUAAUGCAAUUGAGGAUAUGAGAAGGGUAGGACUAUGGGAGUGCGAGGAAAAGAUAAGGGAGGCGUUAGAAAAGAUGAGAACAAAGAAAGAAAAAAUGGAGGCUUUAAAAAAACAAAUUAAUAUUUACAAAAAAGUUUUCAAAAUCGACAAGGAGCAUAGAGAAUUACUGCAAUUCUCCUCAAAAGGAAAACAGUUUGACUUGAACAAGUUACAAGAAAAUCUUUUACAUUUAAUAAAUUUACGGAAAAAUGCACAACAGUCCAAUGUCAAAGCAAGUGAUUUAGUAGGAAAAGAAAUUGUACAUACAUGGACGGUCGAGAGUGGGGAAAACAGAGAUUGGGAGGGCCAAAUAAAGAGUUUUGAUAAAGGAGUUUACAAAGUUGUGUACUGGGAUGAUAAAGAAAGGAAGAAUGGCUGUGAGUUUGAGUUAACAGAGAGAGAAAUUAAUAUUGACAUACAAGAAGGAAAUCUCUUUAUAAAAGAUACUGCCAAACUGGAUCACUGUUACUCAACAUUUUAGUGAAUUUUUAACCUUCACAGACACAGACACUACCCAUCCUUCAUUACUGCUG
This is a messenger RNA of Saccostrea cuccullata (small rock oyster), 1313 nucleotides long. RefSeq lists its product as uncharacterized. Gene Ontology annotation, molecular function: 3'-5'-RNA exonuclease activity. The transcript is spliced from 3 exons. The record is from RefSeq and is a predicted model, not a curated record. Bases 29 to 1261 code for a protein of 410 amino acids. Lineage: Eukaryota; Metazoa; Mollusca; Bivalvia; Ostreida; Ostreidae.